This is a messenger RNA of Zootoca vivipara (common lizard), 2194 nucleotides long. RefSeq names its product AHR interacting HSP90 co-chaperone (gene AIP). Gene Ontology annotation, molecular function: protein binding; peptidyl-prolyl cis-trans isomerase activity. The record is from RefSeq and is a predicted model, not a curated record. Lineage: Eukaryota; Metazoa; Chordata; Lepidosauria; Squamata; Lacertidae.
CCGGCAUCCGCCGAAGGGGGCUUCGGCGGCUCAUCCGUAGGCUACGGAGACGCACGAAGGUUGCCUCGAAGCAAAACUCGGGCGAGGAGCCAUCAUGGCGGACCAGGUCGCGCAGCUCCGGGCGGAUGGCAUCCAGAAGCGGUUGGUGCAGGAAGGCCGAGGGCCCCUACCAGAUUACCAAGAUGGUACCAAGGUGACCUUCCACUACCGCACACUGCUCUGCAGUCCAGACCAGCGAGUCUUGGAUGACAGCCGUACCCGAGGGAAGCCCAUGGAGCUCAUCAUUGGCAAGAAAUUCAAGCUGCCCGUUUGGGAGACUAUCCUGCACACCAUGAGAGAGGGAGAGAUGGCUGAGUUCUUGUGUGACACAAAGCAUGUGGUCUUGUACCCAAUGGUGUCAAAGAGCUUGAGGAACAUUGCGGCUGGGAAAGAUCCACUGGAGGGACAACGGCAUUGCUGUGGCAUUGCUCAGAUGCAUGAGCAUCACUCCCUGGGUUACCCAGACCUUGAUGAGCUGCAGCAGAACCCCCAGCCCCUCAUCUUUGCCAUUGAGAUGCUCAAGGUGGAAGUUCCUGGCACAUACCGGCAAGAUCCUUGGGCCAUGUCAGAUGACGAGAAAGUGAAGGCCGUGCCCCUGAUCCACCAGGAAGGCAAUGAGCUCUACAAGGAAGGCAAAGUGCAGGAGGCAGCUGCCAAGUACUACGAUGCCAUUGCUUGCCUCAAGAACCUGCAGAUGAAGGAGCAGCCCGGAUCCCCAGACUGGAUCCAGCUGGACCAACAAAUCACCCCUUUGCUGCUGAAUUACUGCCAGUGUAAGCUGUUGAGCGAGGAGUAUUACGAGGUGCUGGAUCACUGCUCCUCUAUUCUCAACAAGUAUGAAGAUAACGUCAAAGCCUACUUCAAGCGAGCCAAGGCCCAUGCUGCUGUUUGGAAUGCAACCGAAGCACAGGCUGACUUUGCCAAGGUCUUGCAGCUGGAUCCGUCGUUGGGCCCUGUGGUCGCCCGGGAGCUGCGUAGCCUGGAGGCCCGCUUACGUCAGAAAGAAGAUGAGGACAAGAUCCGUUUCAAAGGCAUAUUCUCCCAGUAGCCACGUUGCCGCCUGCUGCUGUCUCACUUGGGACAGCUGAGGCUUUGCUGUCAGCGCUCUAGGGCCAGGCAGCGCCAAUGGACCAUUUGACUCCUUGGCUCAGGGCUAGUGCGGCCCUCCCCUUUGCACAGAUAUCGGGGAAGCCGCCCUUUCUUGUCAGCAAAGUAUGUUGCCUCUGUGCAAAUAGCAGUAUUUGCCAAAGGGAAGAGGGAGAGGGAAGGGAAGGCUUUCUGAUUUCCCAGGCCAGAGGAAUGUGUCUGCCAGAUUAGGUGUGAGCCUCUUAUGUUAUCGCUCCAAGUGACCCUUUACCCUGUUCCAUUGCACACGGUGCCUUUUCCUGUGUUGCUCAUGAAGAGAGAAACUUUGCUUGUGUGAGAGCUGCCAGGAGAUACUGUGAGGUUUGCUUUGUGUUGUGGGCCAAGGCUUCAUCCCGCCAUCCCCUCCUGCUGUUAGGGAGCAGAGCAGGCUGAAUGGGCCAUUUGUGAUGAGAGUUGUAUGGAGGUGAUCAGUUUUCCCUUUGAGCGCCAUUCCUCCUUGCCAUGCCCUCUGUGUGCAGUAGUGCAUGUGUUUGCGCUUGUACUUAGUCCAUCCUGGCUAGUGUGCAGGUUAUAAGGUGAGGUUGCCCCAUCUCCCUUUGUGAGGGAAGCUUAUGUGGUGUCUGUAUUGCUGAGUAAGAGAAGGAACCAAACCAUUGGAUGCUCCAUCCAACAGGUCUUUUUAAAGGAAAAAAAGAGACUGCACCUACUGCAUUGUGGUUGUUGUGUUGGAAACUCUUGGCUUCUUUAAAGUGUGUUGUGGUGUGAUAGGUCAACCAUAGACAUGUGAUGCCCUGUGCUGCUUUGCAAUCUAGGAGGCUCUGCCGAAUGCCAGCUUCCCUGUUACUUGAUGUAAUAGCUGCUGUCAAUAUUUUUCCUGGUGCUUUGAGCUGGUUGGAGGGAGGCAGUUUCAAUUUUUUUUCUGCUAAAAUGAAGAAGUCUUCGUUUCUUUGGGCCUUUAGUACAUGACUGAGAGAGAGGAGUCUUGUGCAUGUUGUUUCUUGAUGCCUCCAGUGGCAAAUAUUCCAAACAGAUGCAGCACAGCAACAGGCCUCAGUCCUUCCUCCCUUCA